ACAAAAAGUGUGUGUCUGCGUGCCAGUCAGUCACUGCAUCGGGCCCAUCUGUACAACUCUCUCUUCUCUCUCCUCUCCCUACUCUCCCUGGUUCCUCCGCGUCUCUCCACCUCUCCUCCCUUUAGGCAGACCCUACUUGACAGCAACACCAGCACCUCCCGACAUGGAAAUACACUGAUACGCUAGGCAAAAGCAACACUCGUCCGCAACUCCCGGUUCCAGGUGGCCUCAUUGGGGCGAUUUGAUCCUGACCUUAUUCCUGUGGUGAUGGAGGAUUCGGGCAUCCAGCGAGGCAUCUGGGAGGGAGAUGCCAAGGCUGUCCAGCAGUGUCUGACAGAUAUUUUUACCAGCGUUUACACCACCUGCGACAUCCCUGAGAAUGCUAUAUUCGGUCCCUGCGUCCUGAGCCACACUUCCUUGUACGACAGCAUAGCUUUCAUAGCUCUCAAGUCCACAGACAAGAGAACGGUCCCUUACAUCUUCCGGGUAGACACCUCAGCGGCGAAUGGUUCCUCGGAAGGUCUCAUGUGGCUGCGUCUGGUGCAAUCAGCCAGAGAUAAAGAAGAGCAGAACCUUGAAGCCUAUAUAAAAAACGGACAGCUGUUUUACCGCUCUCUCCGCAGGAUUGCCAAAGAUGAGGAGUUACUAGUUUGGUACGGGAAAGAACUGACCGAGUUACUCUUGCUCUGCCCCUCUAGAUCCCACAGCAAAAUGAAUGGGUCGUCCCCUUACACGUGCCUGGAGUGCAGCCAACGUUUCCAGUUUGAGUUCCCCUAUGUAGCGCAUCUGCGCUUCCGCUGCCCCAAGAGACUUCACGGCGCUGAUCUGAGCCCCAGAGAGGAGCAAGGCGGCGGCGUGGGCACCAAGGAUCACGGGGGCGGCGGCGGUGGCAAGGACCAGCAGCAGUCGCAGGAGGCACCCUUGGGUCCCGGCCCCAAGUUCUGCAAAGCCGGCCCGGUCCACCACUACCCAGCGCCCUCCCCCGAGAGCGGUAAUCCGCCGACGGCUGGUGGCGGCAGCGGCGCGAAGCCGUCCACGGACUUUCACAACCUGGCGCGGGAGCUGGAGAACUCCGGGGGCGCCAGCAGCUGCUCCCCGGUGCGGAGCCUCGGCGGCGGCAGCAGCCACCAGGAGGCGGAGCUGAGUCCCGACGGCAACGCCGCAGGCGUGGGCAAAGGGAAGAGGAAGUUCCCGGAGGAGGCGGCCGAGGGCGGCGGUGCGGGGCUGGUGGGGGGCCGGGGCCGUUUCGCCGAGCGGGCCCUGCCCGCCUCCAAGGAGGACCUGGUGUGCACGCCGCAGCAGUACCGCAACUCGGGCAGCUACUUCAGCCUGGAGGAGAACGGCCGCCUCUUCGCGCCGCCCAGCCCCGAGACGGGAGAGGCGAAGCGCAGCGCCUUCGUGGAGGUGAAGAAGGCGCCCCGGGCGGCCGGGGGGCCGGAGGAGGCGGCCGCCGACGGCGGGGGCGCGACGGGCGGCGGCCAGGGCGCAGCGGCGGACGAGCGCAAGAGCGCCUUCUCGCAGCCGGCGCGCUCCUUCUCGCAGCUGUCCCCGCUGGUGCUGGGCCAGAAGCUGGGCGCUCUCGAGCCGUGCCACCCCGGCGAUGGGGUGGGCCCCACCAGACUGUACCCCGCCGCCUCCGACCCGCUGGCCGUGAAGCUCCAGGGAGCGGCGGAGCUGAACGGAGGUUGCGGGGCCCUGCCGAACGGCGGCGGCGCGGGCGGGCUGCCCAAGCAGAGCCCGUUCCUCUAUGCCACCGCCUUCUGGCCCAAGAGCUCCGCCGCCGCGGCGGCCGCAGCAGCGGCGGCCGCGGGGCCCCUGCAGUUGCAGCUGCCGUCGGCGCUCACGCUGCUGCCGCCCUCGUUCACCUCGCUGUGUCUGCCGGCGCAGAACUGGUGCGCCAAGUGCAAUGCCUCCUUCCGCAUGACCUCCGACCUAGUGUACCACAUGAGGUCGCAUCACAAAAAGGAGUACGCCAUGGAGCCCUUGGUGAAGCGGCGGCGGGAGGAGAAACUCAAGUGCCCCAUUUGCAACGAGUCCUUCAGGGAGCGCCACCACCUCUCCAGGCACAUGACCUCGCAUAAUUGACACAGAAAGGACCCCCGCCUUCUGCGCGCGCGCACGCACAGUCGAACCACCUGCAGGAACAAACACGCGAGGACAUCCACCACCUCCUUGUGACCGGAAACAUCACACCCAGAGACACUCGCACACACACAGGCACACACACGUGGUCCCCCCCAACCUUUACAUCCAGAUGUUUACCUGUGACCUACACCACACACACACACACACACACACACACACACGAGACAGGAUGGUGGAUUUUUGAUCGGGUGGGUUGUUUGAAGGGUUUUCUUUUGAAUGCACGCAUUUUCACUUUCCCAAAAACAAAGGUACAUUUUUUAAAAUGUCAUAUAUUGCAACAUAUUGAUGCAUUUGUCAUACGUUUCUACUUAAAUUAUUAAGCACAUACGGUUUAGAUGUAAUAAUUAUAUGUAAGGGCAAAAUUUAUUUUAGAUAUAAAGUAAAGGAGGAGGGUGAGAUGCUUCCUGCAUUUCUUGAUUACAGUUUGUGUUCUUACAAAAAUAAGCAAAACAAAUAAAAAGGAGGUAACCAUUCAGUUUAAGUUUCCAGGGGGAAGUGCAUGUAUCAUGAAAUGAUUAUGGACUUCAAUGAAGAAUGUCAUCAUUAUGUAAAUAUGUAUUUCCUUUUAAUACAAAGUGUAAUUUUGUGCCAGUGAAAUGGAGUCUGAAUAGUUAAGUGUUUCUUUUAUCCCUGGAAAGAUUUAUUAAACUUUAUAGAUUAUCUGGGUAUGUUGGAUGCUUUGACAAUAAAUGACUAUUUUCCUCAAAGCAA
Odocoileus virginianus texanus is the source of this 2856-nucleotide messenger RNA. It is a transcript of the gene PRDM8, whose product is annotated as PR/SET domain 8. Gene Ontology annotation, cellular component: nucleus. Gene Ontology annotation, biological process: oligodendrocyte development; regulation of DNA-templated transcription. Gene Ontology annotation, molecular function: protein binding. Lineage: Eukaryota; Metazoa; Chordata; Mammalia; Artiodactyla; Cervidae. The record is from RefSeq and is a predicted model, not a curated record.